GUCGUCAAUGGCGGAAGUAUCCCGAUUCUGUACGUUUUUUUCUCUCCCCGAAACAAUAAUAAUAUUCACAUUUAAACGCUGCUACAAUUUUGUUUCAAGUGAUAUAUCUUCCGUGGGGUUAAUUUGAAUGAUUUCUUUUAAAAAAACGCUGUCGCUCAUAAACUCAUGAAUACCGCGGUGCACACCUGCAGUUGUGCAAAGUCCAAAUUACGAUCCUAGCUGCCUGGUUCAAUUAUGAAUUCUGCCUGAGUAACAACAUGUUUACCUGUCUUGCUGUAAUGUUACAAUUCGAUUAAGGGUGAACCAAUAGCGACAAGAGAAUGCAGUUCUUAAUUUUAUGGUUUAAAAAUACCCAGGAAGUGCCCGCAUUCACCAAGAAGAUUACGUUAGGGUUAUGUAAUUCUUGGUGUGAAACUUCAGAAACACUCCAGUGUGGUAAUAAACAACUCACAUUUUUAAUGAUUAAUUAUUUUAUGAUCAAUUCAGUGGGAUGUCUAAGUGUUGGGAGAAGAACUGAGGGAUAUUAUUGGGAACACUCACCACACAACUCCUCUGCCAACUUGACAAAAUUUCCUGACGAGUUGCGUGAUUGAAGACAAGCUGCCGCAGUCAUGGAUGAGGAGCUGUCACCUUUGGACUGCUUGCUGCCCUCAGGCAAACAGAGGAUCGCUCUGAUCAUCCUGAACCAGCCUUUGGAUAAGGACUACCUUCACAUUCUGUGGAGUAAAGCUCUUUUGACAGCAUGUGCUGAUGGUGCUGCCAAUCACCUGUAUAACAUCACUGCUGGAGAACGUGACAUUAAUGCUUGUUGGCUAGCCAAGGCAGAGGUGUGUUCAAUGGAAUAUGUGCACCAACCAGCACCCGGAAGCACCUUCAAUCUUGUCAGUGAUCGGCAAAUUAGCUUCAGCUUCCGCCCCGACUAUAUCAGCGGUGAUUUCGAUUCCAUUACUGCCGAGGUGCGAGCUUUCUAUGCCAACAAGGGGUCCCGGCUGAUAGAAACAAGUGACCAGGAUCUUACAGACUACACUAAGUGUCUGGUCAUCAUGGUGGAGGAGAUUCAACAAAGGAAUUUGCAGGUGGAUGCCAUCGUGACACUGGGCGGGUUGGGGGGCAGAUUUGACCAGACGAUGGCUACUGUUGAGACCCUCCAUCACGCUCUGUCUAUGACACAACUCCCACUGUUAGUCAUCCAGGAGACAAACCUGGCCUAUCUACUCAAACCUGGAAACCACAUACUCAGGGUGAACACUGGCCUGGAGGGGGAUUGGUGCAGCCUUAAUCCAGUUGGGGGACCCUGCCAAACAACCACAACAGGACUUAAAUGGAACCUGAAUAACCAGGUUCUGCAGUUCGGGAAGCUGGUGAGCACCUCCAACACCUACGAGUCGACUUCCCCCGGACAACCCAGAAAGUGCGUGACAGUCAGCACAGAUCAGCCUCUGCUUUGGAGCAUGGGCAUCCUCCGAGGACUGCAAUGAACCAUGCAUCCAUUUUCUACAGCACUUGUCCUCGAUUAGGGUUGCAGAUGAACUGAAGCCUAUCCCAGCUGACGUUGAACGAGAGGCGGGGUACACCCUUGACUGAUUGCCAGCCAAUAACAGGACCGCAAUGUUGGGGAACAGUAACAUCAAUACCUUCAUUUUAUGCCCAUCUUUUUUUUUUUGAGAGAGAGAGAGAUUUUGUGACGAAGUAAAAGAGUGUCUUUUUUAAUUCAUGUCUGGUUGUUGUUUUUAGUUGUGUUAUUCUUGAGCUGACCAACUUUGUGGAAACUCCAGACAAGAGAGCCUGACCUGAGAUUUUAGCCCUAAACCUCACAACUGUGAUGCAGAUGUGGUAACCACUACCCCAAUGUGCUGCCUGAACAAAUGAUAUUAAUUAAACACAAUCGCCUCAGAA
Messenger RNA from Phyllopteryx taeniolatus (common seadragon), 1896 nucleotides. RefSeq names its product thiamin pyrophosphokinase 1 (gene tpk1). The transcript is spliced from 10 exons. Bases 612 to 1478 code for a protein of 288 amino acids. Gene Ontology annotation, molecular function: ATP binding; thiamine binding; thiamine diphosphokinase activity. Gene Ontology annotation, biological process: thiamine metabolic process; thiamine diphosphate biosynthetic process. NCBI's taxonomy places the organism in Eukaryota, Metazoa, Chordata, Actinopteri, Syngnathiformes, Syngnathidae. The record is from RefSeq and is a predicted model, not a curated record.